CAGUGUUAAUAAAACACACCCUGAACAUCCUGGGAGGAAGCAAAGCUUGUAAUUGGCUCCACAUUGCAAAGACAACGAGUUUUACUUUGACUAAACGUUAACUUGCUCCGCCCCCUUCACCGAGCUGCUGUUUUAAGUUGAGUGAGGUGAAGUGAGGUGAAGUUCAGGAGCUGAGAGGCAACGACAACAACAGGGUUUGGAUCUUGAUACAACUGUUGUCAGUUAUGUUAUGUACUUUUCUGGAAACUUUGCAGAAUGUGAAUCUUACAACCUGUGCUGUUGUGAGCUGCAUGUGACAGUUCCCAGUGCAACUAUUCACUUUGAGAUGUGAUACACAGAUAAAAACUCACAACCAGCUCCUCCCAGUCAGGAUAUGUCUGCGUCUCCUCCCUUCACAGGUGUGUCAGUGUUAGAACCAGUGAACAACAAGCUGGGAACUGUGGGAGCUGAGUCACUGCAGGGAGUGAACGAGAGAGGGAGGAGCAGAGAUCUGGUUCUGUUCAGAGGAAGUGAAACUGUUCUUCAGUCUCUGGCAGCAGCUGAAAUGGCGCAGAGAGAAUUUCAACUGGAGCAGGAAACGUUCUGCUGUCCGAUCUGUCUGGAUCUACUGAAGGAUCCGGUGACUACUGGCUGUGGACACAGCUACUGUAAGAGCUGUAUUAACAACCACUGGGACAAAGGGGAGGAGAGAGGAAGCUACAGCUGUCCUCAGUGUAGAGAGACCUUCACACCGAGACCUGUCCUGAGGAAAAACACCAUGUUAGCUGCUUUAGUGGAUGAGCUGAAGAAGACUGGACUCCAAGCUGCUCCUGCUGAUCACUGCUAUGCUGGACGUGAAGAUGUGGCCUGUGAUGUCUGCACUGGGAGAAAACUGAAAGCUCUCAAGUCCUGUUUGGUUUGUUUGGCCUCUUAUUGUGAAAAACACCUCCAGCCUCAUCUUCAGUCAGCUGCAUUGAAGAAGCACAAGCUGGUGGAGCCCUCGGAGAAGCUCCAAGAGAAGCUCCAAGAGAACAUCUGCUCUCGUCACGACGAGGUGAUGAAGAUGUUCUGCCGCACUGAUCAGCAGUCUAUCUGUUAUCUCUGCUCUGUGGAGGAACAUAAAGACCACAACACAGUGUCAGCUGCAGCAGAAAGGACUGAGAGGCAGAGAGAGCUCGGGCUGAGGAGACAAACAAUCCAGCAGAGAGUCCAGGACACAGAGAAAGACGUGAAGCUGCUUCAACAGGAGGAGAAGGCCAUCAAUGGCUCUGCUGAUAAAGCAGUGGAGGACAGUGAGGAGAUCUUCACUGAGAUGAUCCGUCUGCUGGAGAAAAGAAGCUCUGAUGUGAAGCAGCAGAUCAGAUCCCAGCAGGAAACUGAAGUGAGUCGAGUCAGAGAGCUUCAGGAGAGACUGGAGCAGGAGAUCACUGAGCUGAAGAGGAAAGACCAUGAACUGAAGCAGCUCUCAGACACAGAGGACCACAACCAGUUUCUACACAACUACCCCUCACUGUCACCACUCAGUGGAUCUACACACUCAUCCAGCUUCAGGAUCCGUCCUCUGAGGAACUUUGAGGACGUGACAGCAGCUGUGUCCCAGGUCAGAGGUCGACUACAGGACAUUCUGAGUGACACAGAGACAGAGAUUUUACAGAUUGUGUCUCAAGUGGAUGUUUUACUGCCACAACCAGAACCAGAGACCAGAGCUGACUUCUUAAGAUAUUCACAGGAAAUCACACUGGAUCCAAACACAGUACACAGACAGCUGUUAUUAUCUGAGGGAAACAGAAAAGUAACGUGGAUGAGUAGACAACAGUCUUAUUCUAAUCACCCAGACAGGUUCACUGAUUGGCCUCAGGUUCUGAGUAGAGAGAGUCUGACUGGACGGUGUUACUGGGAGGUGAAGAUGGGGAGAGGAGGAGGAGUUAAUGUAGCAGUUACAUACAAGAAUAUCAGCAGAGCAGGAAACUCAUGUGAAUGUUUUUUGGGAACAAAUGAUAAAUCUUGGAUGUUAUAUUGUUGUAGAAACAGUUAUAUCUUUUAUUACAACAGCCUCAUGACUCCAGUGUCAGGUCCUGUGUCCUCCAGAGUAGGAGUGUACCUGGAUCACAGUGCAGGUGUUCUGUCCUUCUACAGCGUCUCUGACACCAUGACUCUCCUCCACAGAGUCCAGACCACAUUCACUCAGCCUCUCUAUGCUGGAGUUUGGGUUUAUUAUGAUGGAUCCACAGCUGAGUUCUGUAAACUGAAAAGGGGGAGGAGCGGAGAUCUGUUUCUGUUCAGAGGAAGUGAAACUGUUCUUCAGUCUCUGGCAGCAGCUGAAAUGGCGCAGAGAGAAUUUCAACUGGAGCAGGAAACGUUCUGCUGUCCGAUCUGUCUGGAUCUACUGAAGGAUCCAGUGACUACUGUCUGUGGACACAGCUUCUGUAAGAGAUGUAUUAACACCCACUGGGACAAUGGGGAGGAUAGAGGAAGCUACAGCUGUCCUCAGUGUAGACAGACCUUCACACCGAGGCCUGUCCUGGAGAAAAACACCAUGUUAGCUGCUUUAGUGGAGGAGCUGAAGAAGACUGGACUCCAAGCUGCUCCUGCUGAUCACUGCUAUGCUGGACCUGGAGAUGUGGCCUGUGAUGUCUGCACUGGGAGAAAACUGAAAGCUCUCAAGUCCUGUUUGGUUUGUUUGGCCUCUUAUUGUGAAAAACACCUCCAGCCUCAUCUUCAGUCAGCUGCAUUGAAGAAGCACAAGCUGGUGGAGCCCUCGGAGAAGCUCCAGGAGAACAUCUGCUCUCGUCACGACGAGGUGAUGAAGAUGUUCUGCCGCACUGAUCAGCAGUGUAUCUGUUAUCUCUGCUCUGUGGAGGAACAUAAAGACCACGACACAGUGUCAGCUGCAGCAGAAAGAACUGAGAGGCAGAGAGAGCUCGGGCUGAGGAGACAAACAAUCCAACAGAGAGUCCAGGACACAGAGAAAGACGUGAAGCUGCUUCAACAGGAGGAGGAGGCCAUCAAUGGCUCUGCUGAUAAAGCAGUGGAGGACAGUGAGGAGAUCUUCACUGAGAUGAUCCGUCUGCUGGAGAAAAGAAGCUCUGAUGUGAAGCGGCAGAUCAGAUCCAAGCAGGAAACUGAAGUGAGUCGAGUCAGAGAGCUUCAGGAGAGACUGGAGCAGGAGAUCACUGAGCUGAAGAGGAAAGACCAGGAAGUGAAGCAGCUCUCAGACACAGAGGAUCACAACCAGUUUCUACACAACUACCCCUCACUGUCACCACUCAGUGGAUCUACACACUCAUCCAGCUUCAGGAUCCGUCCUCUGAGGAACUUUGAGGAUGUGACAGCAGCUGUGUCCCAGGUCAGAGGUCGACUACAGGACAUUCUGAGUGAGACAGAGAUUUUACAGAUUGUGUCUCAAGUGGAUGUUUUACUGCCACAACCAGAACCAGAGACCAGAGCUGACUUCUUAAGAUAUUCACAGGAAAUCACACUGGAUCCAAACACAGUACACAGACAGCUGUUAUUAUCUGAGGGAAACAGAAAAGUAACGUGGAUGAGUAGACAACAGUCUUAUUCUAAUCACCCAGACAGAUUCACUGAUUGGCCUCAGGUCCUGAGUAGAGAGAGUCUGACUGGACGGUGUUACUGGGAGGUGGAGAUGAAGGUGAGAGGAGAAGUUGGUGUAGCAGUCACAUACAAGAAUAUCAGCAGAGCAGGAAACUCAUGUGAAUGUUUUUUGGGAACAAAUGAUAAAUCUUGGAUGUUAUAUUGUUGUAGAAACAGUUAUAUCUUUUAUUACAACAGCCUCAUGACUCCAGUGUCAGGUCCUGUGUCCUCCAGAGUAGGAGUGUACCUGGAUCACAGUGCAGGUGUUCUGUCCUUCUACAGAGUCUCUGACACCAUGACUCUCCUCCACAGAGUCCAGACCACAUUCACUCAGCCUCUCUAUGCUGGAGCUAAUGUUUAUUAUGAUGGAUCCACAGCUGAGUUCUGUAAACUGAAAUAGACUUGAGUUAUUAAAAGCAGUGAUUUAGAUUCUAUGUUUAAAUCUUUAACUUCUUUUGUCUCCAUGUUUGUUGAUCAAAGUUUCUGCUCUGCACAGAGAUCAGCUGUCAAUCAAACACUGACAUGAAUGUGUUUGAAAACUUGAAUGUUGCUGUUGUUUUCUAAAUCAAUAUAGAAAUAAGGUUCUGUGAUUAAGUUUCUGUAAACUGCAUUAAUCCUGAUAUAUACGUAUGUAAUUUUGUAUUUCUUCAACAAAUAAAAAUCAUAUCAAAUGUG
Platichthys flesus (European flounder) is the source of this 4248-nucleotide messenger RNA. RefSeq lists its product as uncharacterized. Gene Ontology annotation, molecular function: zinc ion binding; protein binding; ubiquitin-protein transferase activity. NCBI's taxonomy places the organism in Eukaryota, Metazoa, Chordata, Actinopteri, Pleuronectiformes, Pleuronectidae. The coding region runs from base 374 to 3973 and encodes 1199 amino acids. The transcript is spliced from 2 exons. Gene Ontology annotation, biological process: protein ubiquitination. The record is from RefSeq and is a predicted model, not a curated record.